Molecule: messenger RNA, 3976 nt
Organism: Eriocheir sinensis (Chinese mitten crab)
Lineage: Eukaryota; Metazoa; Arthropoda; Malacostraca; Decapoda; Varunidae
Product: dynein axonemal intermediate chain 7 homolog
Exons: 19
Coding region: 373-2493 (706 amino acids)
Cellular component (GO): axoneme
Molecular function (GO): microtubule binding; beta-tubulin binding
Source: RefSeq, a predicted model, not a curated record
CCACUAUUUCACCAUCCUAAUAUCUCGAUUCUAGGCUUUACGGAAACAAUACAUUAAAAUCAAUCUCAAACCACAUGAAUACAGUCUCAAACAGCUACUAUGGGCUGAUUAUGGGCCGAGAAAUAGAAGUAAUAGGCGGAGAAUACUAAAAAGAAAUAUAUGUGUGUACUGCGGGGAGACUUGGCAGCUUCUUGACCGGUCCACCACCUGCGUUGCUAUGGCUACAGGAACGCCAAGGUGGAGCCACGACCGAGCUAAAGGCCUUCUAUUUUCCUUCAUAAACGCAGACAAGCACAUUGAUUUCUUUAUUACUGCGGCGUAUGUGAAAGAGGAACACUUAAACAACACAUCGCACUUGUCAAUCAGUCCAUCAUGCCACCCAAGGCUCCAGCGGGCACGAGGAAGCUUAGUAAGGAGGAAAGAGAGAAGCUGCGGCGCCUUGAACAGGAGAGAAAGCAGAGGGAGGCUGAGGAGGAAAGGCUACGGGAGGAGGAGGAGGCGGCGGCACAGAGGGCGUUAGAGGCCGAGGAGGCUGCCAGGCGGGAGGAAAGGCGGCGAGAGCAACAGCGGCAGCGGACCAAGCAACUGACGGCGACGCUGGCGGUGACGAGGCAGCUUGACCUGACCAUGGAGCUGACCCGCGGCCGCCUCAGGGAGCAGGAGGAGUGGGAGAGGAUGAUGAAGUGUGACGGCUUACCUGAUCCCACCAGCGUGCCGGAAAUGAACAGAUACCUGAGUCUGUGGAGGGCUGAUCCUGAGUCUGCCACGUUGAAGGGAGCGCUGGCGAAGACUGACCAAGUUAUCCACGUGAUUUCUGAGCUGGAGGGAGUGAUGGAGGAGAACUGCGACGCCACGGAGAAGCAACGGAGGGACUGGAGAGAGAUCUGGCUGGAGUUGCAGGAGGCGCAGAAGGAGAAGCUGGACGACGCCACAUACAACCAACUACUUGACCUACGACCCCACCUUGACCUCGAGUCCAUGGUGUACGCCUUCUUCACCUCCUCCCCCCUGGUCUCCCUCGCCCUCUGGAGCAACACCACCAGGUCACCCAAGAACAACUCCCACGAGGUGAAGGAGCUCGGGUUCACCUUCACGCUGCCGGAGGACCUGGCAGAAGCGGAGUGCGUGGUGAGGGUGAUGAGGACGGAGUACGACCACUACUCCAAGUUUGCCCGCACCUACAACAGCCCCGACGUGCCAGAGCCGGACUGCAGCCUUCUUGAGGCAGAGGACCCUGACGAGGAAGCCGCCCCCGCAGAGGAGCAGGAAAAGCAGCAGGCAGAGGGCGGCAAAGACAAGGAAAAGGGAGAGGAAGGUGAAAAGAUGGGGGGGCCGCCAGUGACUGCUAAGAAGUCGAAGCCACCCCACUUCACCGAGACGGCCUACGGGGAGCUGAACCUUCGUCGGUACCGUAUCCAGGGCGGCGUGUACACCAUCGACUUGCUGGAGGUGCCGCCCCAGCCCCGCGUCCUGGCCGAGUGUACCAUUACUCAAGUGGAAGAAGUAUGCUCGGUGUCUCGUGUUCACUGGGUGGCUCAGUACAACCCGCCGGCAGCCCCUGAGGCGGCGGGGCAGCGGCGGCGGGACCCGGAGGCGGUGGAGCAGGAGAUGAGGCAGCUGGAGCGAGAACUACAGAAGCUUCUCCUUAUAACCAUCAAACUCCCGGAUUCCGCCUUCUGGUUCGAGCCCCCGCAGAUGGUGUUGUGGGACGAGCAGAAGCGGUGCUGGUCCAACGAGUACUUCCAGGACGUGAAGUACAAUGAGGACCAGUGCGUGAUGCAGGUUCGCACAACUAGGCUGGGCGUGAUGGGCCUCGCCAUGAACCGCUUCGCCAACCUUCCCUUCCAGAAUUGGGAGCUCAAGCCGCUGGGCCCCGGAUCUGUUUCCCUUACCCUCAUCGCUGCGGUGGUGGUUGCAGAUUUCACCAUCACGGAGGGACAGGUGUGUCUGGCCAACCUGCAGGACGGGGCGCGCACUGCCCUCUCCCACUUGUACGGCAAGCCCAUGAAGCCCAACAUACUUAUCAAGACACUACAAUUCUACGGCAUCAACUUGUUUCCUGACCGUGACUCCUACUGCUACAUCGACGGUCUGCCCACCAAACACCGGCCCACCGAGCAGCACCUCUACCGCUGCCUCGCCUUCGUCGCCCCCGCCCUGCACUUCGCCUGGAGCCGUUGGAACCUCCUCGCCGGGCAGACCAAACUCGUGUUCCAGAUGAAGACCAAGAAACUCUCAGCUGAUGAUACACAGACGGGCCAGCCGCUUGUGCUUGUAACGCCGCAGAAGACGUCUAUCCUCGAGUGCACGGAGAUCUCGCAAGCUUUCUCCACCGCUGACGAGGAAGAGAGUAAGUACUACGCCGACCUGUACCAGCUGGUCCUCGGGGAGAUGGGCGACUCUGUGCGGCAGACUGUACAGGAAGCCUCGCCGGUCUUCAUCCAUACCAUUCACCACGUGCUCAAGUCCGCCUCAGUGAUAUCCUACUGCUGAACGGAGAGAGAGAGAGAGAGAGAGAGAGAGAGAGAGAGAGAGAGAGAGAGAGAGAUGGGGGGGGGACGUGAGUAUGCUCAUUUCAACGUCACGUCAGGUAAUUCGGCAGGCUGGAUGACCUUAUUUGGAGCUAUGAUGACGAAGAGCGAAAGGAAAAGAAGCAGGGUGUAACAUUAUUUACAUUCUAAAACGUACAAAGGCAAUAAAUAGUUACAUGUUAUACGAUCCAAUUAAUAAAUCUCGUGUGCGCUUCUCGUGCUUCCUUCCGCGUGUGUUGUUUACUUUGAAUUCGUAGAGUGUCGCCCGCCCCGUCCUAUACAUAUUCGUGUUUUCCAAGGUUAUUUUAAGGAUUAACCACCAGGUAGGUCAUACAAACUCACUAACAUAUCACCUGUAUUGUGGAAGGGCGGGGAGAGCGGGGAGAGGCGAUAAAGAGGAACAUUGUAAUGGGAAUUCAUCUAAGUCGAAGAGAGAGGGAGAGAGAGAAGCAAGACUAGUUAUAUAAGUAUUUUGCUGUAUAUUUCGUUUUCAUGUUUAUUUGUAAGCUGCGUAUAUGUGAAUAGAUAUAAAGAUACUAGAGGGUACGUGACACUAGCUCCGAAAAGUAAAAAAGAGAGAGUUGGCAGUGUUCCCCAGUCCCUGUGUUGUGUGUUGGUUAAUGAAUAUUUUCCCACUAGUAGAACGGGUUGUGUCCACCUCACCUAACCCUAUAUAUAUCUAUAGCCUAUAGAUUAUUUCACGUGGAUGUCAUUGUUAAUUAUUAGAGUCGAACAAAGUGCUUGAGCUUGGAGUAUGUAUUGGCUACCUGUUUGCAAAAGGAAUUAGCAGUGUUCAAAUUAAGCCCACUGUAAUAGGUGAAGAGAUUUAACGCUCCGCCGUGACGGGUUCGAGUAUACGCUGGUUCAAAUCAGUUGUAUCUCUUCUAGUAGAUAUUAAUAUUCUAUCCAUAUAUCUUUCGAUGCUUUCGUGCAGUUUAGCGACCACACUCGUCAGACACUGGUCGGUGGUUCAGCAGAUAAGUUGUAGGCAUAUGCUAUAGCUGCGCGAGGCCUCCAUGCUGCAUUUGUCUCAUUGGCUUUUCAUUCGAUAAUAGGCUAUUCAAGGAAGGAACACACAUUCUCUCUCUCUCUCUCUCUCUCUCUCUCUCUCUCUCUCAAAACUUGUUGCAUUGCUUUCAUUCAUAUUUUCAAAGCUUACCAAACUCAAGGCUAUGGCAGGUUACACAAAUGUCAUGCGUAUAGAAGGAUCUGUAUUUAUUCAUAAUCAUGAUAACCCGGAUGAUAAAUGCUAAGUCUUCAUGAGGUGUGUGUGUGUGUGUGUGUGUGUGUGUGUCACAGAGUUGAAGACCAAUUAUGACCCUCUAGAUAUUUUCACUCCGGGACGUAUACUAAACGAACAAAGUCGAAAAAGUGUGCAGAUUCAAGAACCGUGUUUGAAGAUGUAAUGCAAUGGAGAGUUAAAGCCCAAUAAAUGAGAGAAAAUA